GCGACCAAUGGGAGCACGCAGCUUGCGCCUCAACGUUCCAAUCUAGAACGCCGAGUAUCUUCUUGGGCUUCCUGUCCUCUUUGAAGCCGCUGCGUAGGUGCCGUAGGGCUCCGACGCCUUAAAGCGGCAGUGUCGUUUUUCUCCUCUUCCUCCUCACCGGACUGUGUAGUUUGGGUGCAGAUCUAUGAGGCUGCACACGAGACACCACGAGCAAAGGAACAACAACAAAAAUGUAAAUUCGUGCCACGGCAAGGGCCCGAGUCCUUUAAGCGCCUGGGAGCGCCCCAGCUUUAGUUCUUUGAAUUCAGAAAGUCGCGUGUUUGUUACUUCGGAUUAAUUAAUAGGAGUACAAAAAAACCACACAUGCAUUGGGGGGCGGUUAUUUUCCGGAGCAUGUGAAGUCUAUGACCAGCUUGCGAUGGCUGAAGCUGAACCGGACUGGCCUCUGCUACCUUCCCGAGGAGUUGUGUGCCCUCCAAAAGCUGGAGCAUCUCUCCGUGAGCCACAACAGCUUAACCACUCUCCAUGGAGAACUCUCCAGCCUCCCUUGCCUCCGGGCCAUUGUUGCUCGAGCCAACUGCUUGAAGAACUCCGGGGUUCCUGACGAUAUCUUCCAACUUGAUGAUCUUUCUGUGUUGGACUUGAGCUACAACCAGCUGACUGAGUGUCCCCGGGAACUUGAGAAUGCCAAAAACAUGCUCGUGCUGAACCUGAAACAUAACAGCAUUGACAACAUCCCCAACCAGCUGUUCAUCAACCUGACAGACCUGCUCUACCUGGAUUUGAGCGACAACAAGCUUGACAGCCUUCCCCCCCAGAUGAGGCGCCUGGUGCACCUGCAGACCUUGAUUCUAAAUAAUAACCCUCUCUUGCAUGCCCAACUCAGGCAACUGCCAGCAAUGACGGCCCUGCAGACACUGCACCUCAGGAACACACAACGCACCCAGAGCAACCUUCCUACAAGCUUGGAAGGCUUGUCGAAUCUAGCAGACGUGGAUCUCUCCUGCAAUGACCUGACCCGCGUCCCCGAGUGCCUCUACACCCUGGCCAGCUUACGGCGCCUCAACAUGAGCAGCAACCAGAUCUCAGAGCUGUCCCUCUGCAUCGACCAGUGGUCCCAGCUGGAAACGCUUAAUCUGUCCCGGAACCAGCUCACUUCUCUGCCGUCGGCCAUCUGUAAGCUGACCAAACUGAAGAAGCUCUACCUGAACUCCAACAAGCUGGAUUUCGACGGCAUCCCUUCAGGUAUUGGCAAGCUGGCCUGCCUGGAAGAAUUCAUGGCUGCAAACAACAAUCUAGAACUCAUUCCAGAAAGUCUGUGCAGGUGCGUCAAGCUCAGGAAGCUGCUUCUGAACAAGAACCGCUUGGUCACUUUACCCGAGGCUGUGCACUUCCUGACGGACAUCGAGAUCCUGGAUGUCCGUGAGAACCCCAACUUGGUGAUGCCCCCCAAGCCUGUGGACAGGACCUCUGAGUGGUACAACAUUGACUUCUCUCUGCAGAACCAGCUGCGGCUGGCUGGUGCAUCCCCUGCAACGGUAGCAGCGGCUGGAGCAGGGAGCAGCCCAAAGGAUCCCAUGGCACGAAAGAUGCGCCUGCGGAGGCGCAAAGACUCGGCGCAGGAUGAUCAGGCGAAACAGGUGCUGAAAGGGAUGUCAGACGUGGCACAAGAGAAGAACAAAAAGAUGGAGGAGAAUGGAGAUCCAAAAUACACAGAUCUGAAGACCCGUCGCUGGGACCAGAGCUUGGAGAAGCCUCAGCUCAACUACUCAGAGUUCUUUACGGAGGAUGUGGGACAACUUCCCGGCGCCACCAUCUGGCAGAUUGAGAACUUCGUGCCCACACUGGUGGAUGAGACCUUUCAUGGGAAGUUCUAUGAGGCUGACUGCUACAUUGUGCUGAAGACAUUCCUAGAUGAUAACGGCUCCUUGAGCUGGGAGAUCUACUACUGGAUUGGCCAGGAGGCCUCGCUCGACAAGAAAGCCUGUGCAGCCAUCCACGCUGUCAACUUGCGCAACUACCUGGGAGCCGAGUGCCGCACCAUCCGGGAGGAGAUGGGAGAUGAGAGCGAUGAGUUCAGCCAGGUAUUCGAUCACGAGAUCUCCUACAUCGAGGGUGGAACAGCCAGUGGCUUCUACACAGUGGAGGACACUCACUACAUCACCAGGCUUUAUCGCGUUUAUGGAAAGAAGAACAUAAAACUGGAACCAGCACCUCUGAAGGCAGCUUCUCUGGACCCUCGGUUUGUCUUCCUGUUGGACCACGGCCUUGAGAUCUACAUCUGGAGAGGGGGCCAGGCCACUCUGAGUGGGACCACCAAAGCCAGGCUCUUUGCAGAGAAGAUCAAUAAAAAUGAACGGAAGGGUAAAGCGGAGAUCCUACUGCUGAGCCACACGCAGGAGACGCCGGAGUUUUGGGAGAUCCUUGGGGGGCAGCCAGAAGAGAUCAAGAUCAAUGUCCCAGAUGAUUUCAAGGCCCCCAGACCCAAGCUGUACAAGGUUGGUUUGGGUUUGGGCUACCUGGAGCUUCCCCAGAUCAACUACAAGCUCUCUGUGGAACAUAAGAAGAGGCCAAAGGUGGAUCUGCUACCAGAUAUGAGACUGCUGCAGAGUCUGCUGGACACCAAGUCGGUCUACAUCCUGGACUGCUGGUCAGACUUGUUCAUCUGGAUUGGCCGGAAGUCUCCUCGUCUGGUGCGAGCCGCUGCUCUCAAGCUGGGCCAGGAGCUCUGUGGCAUGCUGCACCGCCCCAAACACGCGAUGGUGAUACGCAACCUAGAGGGCACAGAGUGCCAGGUCUUCAAAUCCAAAUUCAAGAACUGGGAUGACGUGUUGAAGGUGGAUUACACCCGCAACGCAGAGGCAGUCCAGCAGACCGGCGGGCUCUCGGGGAAAGUGCAGAAAGAUGCUAAGGAAAAGGAUCAGAUGAAGGCUGAUCUGACAGCCCUUUUUCUGCCGCGUCAGCCCCCCAUGCCGCUAAGCGAGGCAGAGCAGCUUAUGGAGGAAUGGAACGAAGACCUGGAUGGCAUGGAAGGUUUUGUCCUGGAAGGCAAGAAGUUCGCCCGCCUGCCCGAGGAGGAAUUUGGGCAUUUCCACACCCAAGAUUGCUACGUCUUCCUGUGCCGGUACUGGGUGCCCGUGGAGUGCGGGAACGAGACUGAGAAGAAGAAGAAAAGACCUGAAGGUGCCGCCGAGGGAGAGGAGGUGAUGGAGGAGGAGGAAGGGGAGGAAGAGGAGGAGGAAAAACAGCCAGAGGAAGACUUCCAGUGUGUGGUGUAUUUCUGGCAGGGCCGGGAGGCCUCCAACAUGGGCUGGCUCACGUUCACCUUCAGCCUCCAAAAGAAAUUCGAGAGCCUUUUUCCUGGGAAGUUGGAGGUUGUGCGCAUGACUCAGCAGCAGGAGAACCCCAAGUUCCUCUCCCACUUCAAGAGGAAAUUCAUCGUCCACAAGGGCAAGAGGAAGGCAAAGGAUGACGGCCUCCAGCCCAGCCUCUACCACAUCCGUACUAACGGCAGCGCCCUCUGCACCCGGUGUAUCCAGAUCAAUACAGACUCCAGCCUUCUCAACUCAGAAUUUUGCUUCAUCCUGAAGGUUCCCUUUGAAAGCACCGACAACCAAGGCAUUGUGUACACUUGGGUGGGCCGGGCUGCUGACCCCGAUGAGGCCAAGCUGGCAGAGGACAUUAUGAACCACAUGUUUGAUGACUCCUACAGCAAACAGGUGAUAAAUGAGGGGGAAGAGCCGGAGAACUUCUUUUGGGUCGGCAUUGGAACACAGAAACCCUACGAUGGAGACGCCGACUACAUGAAGUAUUCUCGCCUGUUCAGAUGCUCCAAUGAGAAGGGCUAUUUUGCCGUGUCGGAAAAAUGCUCAGAUUUCUGCCAGGAUGACUUGGCAGAUGAUGACAUUAUGCUACUAGACAACGGGCAGGAGGUCUACAUGUGGGUAGGAACACAGACCAGCCAGGUGGAGAUCAAGCUGAGUCUCAAAGCCUGCCAGGUGUACAUCCAGCACAUGCGCUCAAAAGACCCAACCCACCCACGGAAGCUCCGCCUGGUUCGGAAAGGCAACGAACCGCCGGCCUUCACCCGCUGCUUUCACGCCUGGAGCGUAUUCCGGAAGCCUCCAGCCUAACCUGCUUGCGGGAGGCCAUCGCAGCAGAACUCCCUGCAACCUGCCAGACUUCUUAAAUCUGUCUCUUUCAUCUGUGACAACUUUUUAAGACUAGCAGAGUGGACAAAAUGUUACCAGAGGAGGUGGAGCUAGAUAUGUACCUUCCCGUGUAAAGAAAAGGCACCUUUACUGCUCCCUCAUUCCUACCCUCUUUUUUUUCCUUGGGGCAAUGAAACAGACAUUGCCUGGAUGCACUCUUGAGAAAUGUUACAGCUGGGACUUCCAGCCCCACACCAGUAGAAUCACAAUGUUGGGUUUGUAUUUUUCCACUUGCACAAACUUUUUUUUAAUUAUACUUAAUACGCGCGCACACAGGCUGUGGCUUCUGUUGUGCUCUUGAGAGCACUGCAGGUUGGGAACAGGAAUGCUCAGGGCUGAGUUCAGGUUGAAGCAGGAUAGAUCAGCCUUUCCCUGUAGCUGAUGCAGCUCUUUCUGAAGUAAGUUUUGUGAGAUAGAGCAGAGAAACUGGACUACUAGAUCCUUUUAAAUCCAGUGUUGGGUGAAAGGUUUGUAGUGCACUUAAGACUGAAAACAGAUGUAAUAGAAGUCCAUUUUCUAAAGAAUAAAUAAAUGGGGUUUAUUCCUUUUAAAA
Rhineura floridana is the source of this 4764-nucleotide messenger RNA. RefSeq names its product FLII actin remodeling protein (gene FLII). Bases 405 to 4133 code for a protein of 1242 amino acids. Gene Ontology annotation, molecular function: actin filament binding; phosphatidylinositol-4,5-bisphosphate binding. Gene Ontology annotation, biological process: myofibril assembly; actin polymerization or depolymerization; actin filament severing. Gene Ontology annotation, cellular component: cytoplasm; nucleus; actin cytoskeleton. The record is from RefSeq and is a predicted model, not a curated record. The transcript is spliced from 30 exons. NCBI's taxonomy places the organism in Eukaryota, Metazoa, Chordata, Lepidosauria, Squamata, Rhineuridae.